Molecule: messenger RNA, 579 nt
Organism: Zygotorulaspora mrakii
Lineage: Eukaryota; Fungi; Ascomycota; Saccharomycetes; Saccharomycetales; Saccharomycetaceae
Gene: CIN4
Product: Arf family GTPase CIN4
Exons: 1
Coding region: 1-579 (192 amino acids)
Biological process (GO): protein folding
Cellular component (GO): cytoplasm; microtubule cytoskeleton
Molecular function (GO): GTP binding; GTPase activity
Source: RefSeq, a predicted model, not a curated record
AUGGGGCUCUUAACAAUAAUCAAGAAGCAGAAACUGAAGGACAAAGAGAUCAGAUGUCUGAUACUUGGACUCGACAAUUCUGGCAAGUCGACAAUUGUCAACAAGUUACUGCCUGAAAAUGAAAAAGAUGAUGAGAUUUCUCCCACAGUUGGCUUCCAAAUACACACGCUUGAAUAUAACACUGACAGUCAACGAUAUCAGAUUGCGCUGUGGGACGUUGGUGGCCAAACCACGCUGCGACCAUUUUGGGAUAACUACUUUGACAGAACAGACGUGCUUAUUUGGUGCAUUGAUGCGAGUCUGCCGCUCCGAUUCAGUGAAUCGUUCAAAGAGCUGAAAUGCUUCCUCCUACGAGAUGAGGGUAGAAUUGGGUAUGAUUGUCAAGUCAUCAUUGCCAUGAACAAAAUGGACUUGUUACAGGACGCGCGUGCGCUAGACGAGAUCAAGACUACUAUCACAAAGCAACUUGGAUCCAUGAUACCAAUAGUAUUUGUAGGAUGCAGUGGCCUAACUGGUGAGGGUUUGUCAGAACUGUUGUCUACAAUUGUUUCGAAACGAGAGCAUAUGUACAUGAUGUAG